CUCCAGCCUUGUGUGUGUGUGUGUGUAUUAUUGUAGAGGACUGAACGCUUGGGCUGCUGGGAAGAAAGGAAAACAGGAAUCAGUCUGUGUCUAUGGAGCCAUGAAGCAGACCCUCUUGGCAUCUUUGAAACCCCCCUCAGUGUAACCAGGCUCUGUCGUAAUGAUCUUGGAUCUCAAGUGGCACCCUGAACAUGGAUGACAAAUCCAACAAAUUGCUGCUGGCCCUGGUGAUGGUAUUUCUCUUUGCAGUGAUUGUCUUGCAGUAUGUGUGCCCAGGCACUGAAUGCCAGCUGCUAAGGUUGCAAGCCUUCAGCUCCUCACUGGUGGACCCCUACAGGGCUGAAGAUGAGAGCCCGGCCAAAUUCAUCCCCAAAUUCAAUUUCACCCUGGACGACUUGCUGAGAAAGGUAGAUUUUAACAUCAAGGGGGAUGAUCUGAUUGUCUUCCUCCACAUCCAGAAGACUGGGGGGACCACUUUUGGACGCCACCUGGUCAGGAACAUCCAGCUGGAGCAGCCUUGUGAGUGCAAAGCUGGUCAGAAGAAGUGCACUUGUCACAGACCAGGCAAGAAGGAGACCUGGCUGUUCUCUAGGUUCUCUACUGGAUGGAGUUGUGGGCUGCAUGCAGACUGGACAGAGCUGACCAACUGUGUCCCCGCAGUGGUCGACAACAAGAAGGAGAUCAAGCUGAGACCCCUAAGGAAUUUUUACUAUAUCACCAUCCUCCGUGAUCCUGUAUCUCGAUACUUGAGUGAGUGGAGACAUGUCCAAAGAGGUGCGACCUGGAAAGCCUCUCUACAUGUUUGUGAUGGAAGAUCUCCAACCUCUGAUGAGCUUCCUAGUUGUUAUACUGGAGAUGACUGGUCUGGCUGCUCCCUGAAGGAAUUCAUGGAUUGUCCUUAUAACUUGGCCAACAACAGACAAGUCCGUAUGCUGUCUGACCUCAGCCUGGUUGGUUGUUAUAAUUUAUCAGUGAUGCCAGAGGAUCAGAGGAACAAGGUUCUCCUAGACAGUGCUAAAGAAAACCUUAAACGUAUGGCUUUCUUUGGGCUUACAGAAUUCCAAAGGAAGACGCAGUAUCUCUUUGAGAAGACUUUCAACAUGAACUUUAUCUCACCAUUUACUCAGUUCAACAGCACAAGGGCAUCCAGUGUAGAGAUUGAUGACCAGACGCAGAAGCACAUUGAAACACUGAAUUUUUUAGACAUGGAAUUGUAUGAAUAUGCAAAAGACCUUUUCUUACAAAGAUAUCAAUUUAUGAGACAAAAAGAACACCAGGAAGCAAGACGGAAGCGUCAGGAGCAACGCAAAAUUCUCCGAGCUAAACAUGCAAACCACAAAGCAGAAAUAGAUAAUUCAACUGCUGAUUACAUUGGGAAUGUAGAAAAAUGGCGGUAGUAGAUUCUUAGAUUUUAACCUACUAGGUUAACUGUACCAUGACAAUUUAAAGAUUAUGAGAAACCAUUAUAGAUGGCUUAAUCCAAAAGAAUUAAGCUUCAUGUACAGUUUGGAGCAGGAGAUGUCGAUCAGUUGCCUUUGCAGAUGCCUUUGCAUUUAAUGUAAUUAUUGUAUAUGGAUAAAAUUUGAAUCUUGAUGUGAUUUAGUUGUGUCUUACAAUAACAACAAAUGUCUCAUUUUAUAGACAUGCUUAUUAGUUGACAACAGCAGUCAGACGUCGACCAAUCAGAACGCCUCAUUUAUUUAACUCCACAUCCUGUUUUGUGUAAAGAAAGACAUCUGUGUUUUGGAACAAAAUAUCAUGUUAUCGUCUUCAGAUUUUUCAACCUGCUUUCUUCAUGAGAGUGAUACCUGUAAGCGUUUUAAUGUCAAGUAGCAGGGUUAUCUUAAUUUUCCUUGUUUUGAAUCUUGAGAACCCUGCAUUUCAUACGCCCUAUUUUAUAAAUUUAGUAUUCGGAUCCCUUACUGGCAAUUUUAAAUAUUAAAACCUGUCUCUGAAAUGGAAAUUGUCAAUUUUAAUCAGGGUCUCCUUCUGUGUGUGUCUUUGCUGUCGGGAGGGAUAGUUUUCCGUAACCCACACUUCGGACAUAAAAGGUU
Molecule: messenger RNA, 2054 nt
Organism: Pelobates fuscus (common spadefoot toad)
Lineage: Eukaryota; Metazoa; Chordata; Amphibia; Anura; Pelobatidae
Gene: HS6ST2
Product: heparan sulfate 6-O-sulfotransferase 2
Exons: 2
Coding region: 192-1397 (401 amino acids)
Cellular component (GO): membrane
Molecular function (GO): heparan sulfate 6-sulfotransferase activity
Source: RefSeq, a predicted model, not a curated record